GUGCGGCCGGCAGAGAGGGAUGGCAGCCAGUCAUAGCAGGAGGAACCGAGGAGGGAGGGACAGAGAGAGGAAGAGGGACAAGAAACAGACACGUUCACAGCAGACCCGGAGACACAGAGGCUCGGCCUCACGAACACAGGCGGCCAUUUCGGCUCUGGGAGCUGCUGCUGGGAGCUCGGCCACUCGCUGCGGAUCCGUCCCCCCGACACAACCUGGGAUAGGAAGGAAGGAAGUCUGGAUACGGACUGACGUGGAGCUCCGCCGCAUUUAAAACGGAAACAAACCCACGGGAGCACUUCUGUCGAGGCUUAUCGGCGUGUUGGAUAUAUUCCCUCCCUCACACAGAGCACCGGUCACCGGCUGGGAGCUGCCGUGGUCCCGCAUCGCCUCUAACGGCUAACAACGAGAGUUAACCGUUUAUAUAACGGCCGUUGCUCAUUAAUUUGGACACAUUUCGGGCUUUUUGGUUCUCUUUGGUGUCCCUGAGGAUUAUCUAACCCUGCUUUGAAGCGAGCUCCGGGGCUUUCUGUGCGCGCCGAUGCAUCAUUGUCAUUAAGCCCGCACCGGCUGCUGCUGAUUCGGACUCCAGAGGAGAGAAGGAGCCGGAUCGGGACCACUGCUGUAGUCUGCAGGCCGACCCUGAUCGACGUUUUAUUUUAAGACACCAUGGCCGGGUUUAUACCGGGUCUGCUGCCGACAAACCACUCCCAAGAGAAGCAGUUCGCCCAGGCGUAUGAAGAUGUGCUGGAGCGAUAUAAAGAUGAGCGGGACCGGGUCCAGAAGAAAACUUUCACAAAGUGGGUCAACAAACAUCUCAUUAAGGUGAGGAAGCACAUCACAGACCUGUAUGAGGACCUGAGGGAUGGACACAACCUGAUUUCCCUGCUGGAGGUCCUCUCUGGAGUCACACUGCCCAGAGAAAAGGGACGGAUGAGGUUUCAUCGACUCCAGAACGUUCAAAUCGCGCUGGACUUCCUCAAACAGAGACAGGUCAGACUGGUGAACAUCCGGAACGAUGACAUCACUGAUGGGAACCCCAAACUGACGUUAGGACUCAUCUGGACCAUCAUCCUCCACUUCCAGAUCUCUGAGAUCUACGUCUGCGGCGAGUCAUCUGACCUCACAGCCAAAGAGAAGCUGCUGUUAUGGAGUCAGCAGGCCACAGAGGGCUACGCCGGCCUCCGCUGCGUCAACUUCACCUCGUCGUGGAGAGACGGACACAUGUUCAACGCUCUGCUGCACAGAUACAGGCCUGACCUCAUCGACAUGGAGGCCGUAGGCCGGCAGAGCAACCACGAGAACCUUGAGCAGGCCUUCGAGAUUGCAGAGUCAUUAGGGGUGACGAGACUGCUGGACGCUGAAGAUGUUGACGUUCCAUCUCCAGACGAGAAGUCUGUCAUCACCUACGUCUCCUCGAUUUAUGAUGCUUUCCCUAAAAUCCCAGAAGGAGGAGAGGGCAUCGCUGCACAUGAAGUGGACCAGCGCUGGUCGGAGUACCAGUCCAGGUUCUCGUCUCUGGUCCAGUGGAGCCGCCAGCAUACAGCCCUCAUGGCAAAGAAAAACUUUCCACAGAACCCAGUUGAACUCAAGGCACUUUAUAAUGAGUACAUCCAUUUCAAAGAGACGGAGAUCCCGAUCAAGGAGACGGAGAAGGUUCACGUCGAGCAUCUCUACAAGCUGCUGGAGGUUUGGAUCGAAUUUGGCCGGAUUAAGCUUCCUCAGGGCCUCCAUCCCAAUGAGCUAGAGGAGGAAUGGGGCAAACUCAUCCUGGAGAUGCUGGAGAGGGAGAAGGCCCUCAGGCCGGCCGUGGAGAGAGUGGAGCUGCUGCUUCAGCAAGCCAAUAAGAUCCAGAACACUGCUGUGGACUGUGAGGAGAAACUCACCCUCGCUAAGAACACUCUUCAGGCUGACAUGUCUCGAGCAGAGAACGGCGAGGCGGUGCAGUGCGAGGGAGAAAUGGCAUGCUACCUGCAGGACUGUGAGGCGUUGAUCAGACUAAUCGAGCAGGAUCUGAAACUCCUUCGAGAGGAAAAAUACUACCAGGUGGAUCAGCUGGCCUUUAGAGUUUCCUGCCUUCAGGAGGAGCUGGUCUCCCUCCGUCUGCAGUGCUUCAGCGUCUACAGGAAAGGCAACUUCUCUCAGGCCCUGGGCACCACCGGCACAGAGCCACCCUGGCAGAGAGCCACAGACGGAGGCCUCUCUCUGGGACAGACCCUGCUGGGAGCCGUGGGAGCAGUCGGAGCCGCUCUCCUGCGGCGACCGAUGGCUCGCUCCCAGCUGGUGGCCAUGUCCUCAUCAGAGGAUGAAGGAAGCCUGAGAUUCAUCUACGAGCUGCUUGGAUGGGUGGAGGAGACACAGGAGCUGUUGGAGGGAGCUGAAUGGGGUGCAGACCUCCCCUCUGUAGAAAACAACCUCCAGGAGCACAACACCAUCCAUACGGCUGUGGAGGAGCUGCUGAGCAGCCUGCAGGAGGCGCGCAGCUACGAGGCAAAAGUGUCUCCAAACUUUAAAGGUAGUUACUCUGAAACCUUGGCCAAACUGGAACAGCAGUACUGCAAGCUACUGGAACAUUCGUCAUGCCGCCUGCAGAGCUUGGAGAGCCUUCAGGGGUUUGUGUGUCGCUGCACCGAGGAGCUGAUCUGGCUCAACGAGAGGGAGGAGGAGGAGAUCUCCUUCGACUGGAGCGACAACAACACCAACAUGGGCGCCAAGAGGGAGAUGUACAACGUGAUGAGGUUGGAGUUGGCAGAGAAACAGGAUGUGAUGCGUACCCUCCAGGAAACAGCCAACCACCUCUGUCAGGAAAACCAUCCAGCCAAGCAGACUGUGGAGGCCUACAGUGCAGCCCUGCAGACUCAGUGGCAGUGGGUGCAGCAGCUGUGUGUUUGUGUGGAGCAGCAUCUCAAAGACAACACCGCCUACUUCCAGUUCAUGAGUGACGCAAGGGACUCUGAGUCGUAUCUCCGUCAGCUUCAGGAAACAAUAAAGAGACAAUAUACUUGUGACAAGAACAGCAGGCUGAGCAAACUGGAGGACCUGCUGCAGGACUCCAUGGAGGAGAAGGAGCAGCUGAUUGAGUACCGAAGCACAGUGGCGAGCCUCAUGGGACGGGCCAAGACGGUGGUCCAGCUUCGGCCCCGCAGCACCGAGGGUCUGCUGGGUGGGGCCACGCCCAUCAAAGCCAUCUGUGACUACAAACAGAUAGAGACCAACGUUCAGAUCACGAUCAACCAGGGAGAGGAGUGUGUGCUGGAGGACAACUCCCAGAGGACCAAGUGGAAGGUGAUCAGUCCGACUGGGAAUGAAGCCAUGGUCCCCUCUGUGUGUUUCACCGUCCCUCCUCCCAACCAGGAGGCCAUCGACACGUCUAGCAGGACGGAGCAGCUGUACCAGAAGGUAAUGUCUCUGUGGCAUCAGCUGCAUGUGAACAUGAAGAGCGUGGUAACAUGGCACUACCUCCUCAAAGACAUCAGAACCGUCUCUGGAUGGACCCUGGACACGGUUCGUAGUCAGAGUCCGUCAGAGCGCCAACGUGUGCUGGAUCACCUGGGGUCCCAGUUAGCCGACUUCCUGUCAGACAGCAAAGAGAGCUCGCUGUUCACAGCGGCUGAAAGACGGGACCUGGAGAGGGAAGUUCAGCAGGCGCAGCAGCAUUGCCAAGACCUGCUGCACAACAUGGAGACGGUGGAGAAGGAUGAGUCGGUGUCUGGGUCCUACCUGUCGGAGCUGCAGGACAUCACUCUCCGUCUGAACGAGUCCGAGCGGAUGCUGAUAAGCGCCAUCGAGACUCCGCCUCCCAGCCGGCUGUUAGCUGGCAGCUUUGACAUCACGCUGCAGAUUGCAGAGCAAGAGAAGCUGAAAUCUGAACUGGACUCCCUGCGCUCCAGUCUAGGCGACGUAUCCCAUCGCUGCGUCAGGUUCUUCGAGGAGAAGCCGUCGUCCUCCAGCGUUCCCCGUCUCCGGUCGGAGCUCAGUCAGGCUGUGGAGAGAACUGAUAAACUGCACAACCUUUCAGCUGUCUACUUGGAUAAGUUGAAAGCAGUAGAGGUCCUGCUGCAGAGCCUGGAUGAAGCGGAGAGCCAGGUCAGGAAGUAUGAGAGCAGGCUUAGUGAGGAGGACGUCGUUCCUGCAGACAUUGCAGCCAUUCAGAACCUCAGAGACCAGCUGGGGAGGUGGCACGCAGAGCUUUCAGAACAAGAACACAUCUUCCAGGCCUUGCAGGUUCAGGUGGGUCAGGCCAAAGAGGCGGGAGCUCAGCUCAGCAAGCUCCACCCGGACCGCAGCCCUGAGCUGGAACGCUACCAGGAGAGAGCCAAUCAGAUUGCGGAGAGGUGGACUGGAAUCAAAAGCCAAACAGAAACACGACGGUCUGAUCUGGAAGUUCUGGGCUUGGCGCUGCAGCAGUACAGAGAUAACCACUCGGCUCUGAUCAGGUGGAUCGAGGAGACGACUGAAAGACAAGAGAACGCCCAGCCUGGACAGAUGGACAGCAGAGCGCUCUCAGAACAACUGGCCCAGCAGACGGCGUUAGUACUCGAAAUCGAGCAGAACCAGACCAAACUAGACGAGUGCCAGAUUUACUCCAAACAGUACUGCACCUGUGUCAAGGAUUAUGAACUGCAGCUGAUGACAUACAGAGCCUUUGUGGAGUCGAAGCACAAGUCACAGGUGAAGAGGAGGAGGAUGCACUCUUCCUCUGAUGCCAUUACUCAGGAGUUUAUGGAUUUGCGCACACACUACACAGCCUUAGUCACGUUGACAACUCAGCAUGUGAAAUACAUCAGUGAUGCACUGAGAAGACUGGAGGAAGAGGAGAAAGAGGUGGAGGAGGAGAAGCAGGCCAGGGUGGGCCAGGUUUCAGAGCUGCUGGGUUGGGUCAAAGGUCUGCAGGGUCGGACCGGUGGUCCCAACGCGGAGUCUUCACUUGCUGCCCAACAGGCCAUCAGUGAACAGCUGGUUGGCAAGAAGGACCAGGUGGCUGAAGCUAUAAGGAGCACGCAGGUCUUCCUCUGUUCCAAACAGGCCAGCAAGUUGUCUCCAGAGGAACGAGCUCAGGUGGAGGCUCAGCUGGAUGAGCUGACGGCCACCUACAACCAGCUUCUGGACAGCUCCAACCAGCAGCUGCAGCAGCUGGAGCAGCAGCUGGCCAAAGAGGAGGAGAGAAAGAACCAAGCUGCCAUUGCUGGAGUGAUCGACCUGGAAACAGUGAAAACUUUCUCUGUGUUUCAAGCAGCCCAGCGUGGUCUUAUUGACCAGGAUACCUGCUGUGUUCUGCUGGAGGCCCAGCUGGUCAUGGGUGGACUCGUCCGACCAGACUCCUCUGGGAUUUAUUCAUUGGCUCAUGGUCUAAGUCAAGGCCUCAUCGACAAUCACACCUGUCAGUCACUGGCUGAACUUGAGAGUGCCUUAGAGUUCAUAAGGGAGUCUGUGUGUGACCAAAAACGUUUGCCUGUAGCUUCCGCCAUGGAGUCUGGGUUGAUCAGGGAAGAGGUGGGACUUCGUAUUCUCGAACUUCAGAUGAACAGCGGUGGACUUAGAGACUCAUAUGGGAAAACUAUGAGUUUGGAGCAAGCAGAGGAGAAGAGAGUUCUGUCUCCCAGGAUCUUAAACAAGCUUUAUUCUAGGCGUCAACACAAAGAGCUGAUCGAUCCAAACACAGCUGAAAAAGUAAAUAUAGAGGAACUGAAGCUGCGUUGUUUCCCUGAUGAUAUCUCCGGUCUCCUUCUCCUUCCUGUCAAACAGCAGCCUGGAGGAACAGUUUGCCUCCUUUCUGGAAAAAAGGUUGGCAUCUUUCGUGCUGUCAAGGAAGGACUGAUUGACCGGGCAGUUGCCAUAAGACUUCUCGAGACUCAACUCUUUGCCGGUGGCAUUAGUGAACCACAUUCUGGCCACCGACUGAUGAUUGGUGAGGCUGUUCGUCAUGGGUUAAUGGACCAGGAUUUAGCUUCUGCUAUCUUAGCACGACAACUGCAGAAUGGGGGAAUUCUUGACCCACUCGGAGGGGAACGCCUGGAUUUAGAGGAGAGCAUUCGUAGAGACCUUCUCUCCCCUCGUUUGGCUCUGUUGGUUCUCGAGUCUCUUUGGACUUUCACGGGACUCCUUUGGCCUGAAUCUGGAGAACUUAUGCCCAUUGCCGAGGCUCUUCAACAAGGGGUGAUAUCAGGAGAUCUAGCAAGAAACAUCUUAAGACAGAGACAUACUAUUGGAGGGCUGUACAAUCCAGAAACCCUCCAAGUGUUGCUCCUUGAUCAGGAUGCAGAAGAACACCUUGAACCCAGUGUUGUUAGAUGUCUCAGAGACAUUCAUAUACCAGACAUUCUCUACAACAUGAACCAGUCCUGUACCUCAUCUCUAAACCGCCCAAGCUGGGGAUCCACUAGCUCCUCUCCAUCACCUCUGUCAUCUUCUACAGCCUUUGUGUGGGAAGCUUCACCAAGGGUUGAUCCUGAUGAUCAGGCCAAACACAAGCUUCUCUUUCACCUCAUGACUCACAGCUAUGUGGAUGCACAUUUUGGAAAACGGUUGGUCCUGCUCGACAGAGAUCUAAUGCUGAUGGUUAAAGCCACUGGUUUAGCUGCAGUUGAGUCAAGGAAAGAAAAGAAAGAAAUGUCUAGUUUAGAAAGGAAGAUGUUUUCAAUGAAACAUGAGAAAGAAGAAGCAAUAAAAUGCCAAGACAAGGUUGUACAUGAAACAGUACCUCGACGUCAGGAUGUCAAAGAUACAAUUACAAAAUCAUCUUUCGAAUCAGAAGAAGAUAUUAAAAAUGACGCAUCACAGGAACACGUGCCAGGAGUAAAAGAAAAUAAGGAUUUUAAUCUGAUAGAGCCUCAAGAAUUUGAAGACAAAACUGUUUUCCCAACCGAUUUAGCAAAGAUGCCACAAUGUGUGUCCAAAAGAGACAGUAACUUCAAGCAAACAGAGAAUGUAGUUGGUAACAUUGAACCACAGAUGGGAGAGGCACAGGAGGAUGCGGAGUUGGAGGGAUUAGUCCUCGAGCUCAAACAGGGAGGUCUGGUGACAAAGGAAGGAGAGAAGCUGCUGCCAGAUGAAGCUGUAGCUCAGGGUGUCCUUCCCGGCUUUACAGCGGUUAAAUUGAUGGCUCAGGCAGGCCUUUUUGGGGGAUUCCUGGAUGCAACCAGUGGGGAGUCACUGAGCUUGGAGGAAGUUAUGCAGGAGGGUUUACUCGAUGAAGAUCUUAUGUGGAGUGUCCUGAAGUCAGACAAAUCCCUUGCAGGUGUUGUGGACGUAGAGAAAGGUCAGAUCUGUGGGGUGAGGGCUGCUGCUCAGGCUGGGCUCAUUGAUCCCAACACUGCUGUUCGACUUUUGGAAGCCCAGGUUGUAUCUGGAGGGAUUGUCGACUUACGCAGUGAUAAGAAAGUCUCUGUCAUGUUAGCAGCAAACCUGGGUCUGAUUGAAGAAGGACAGAGAGAGGAAUUGAUUGCACUUGAAAAAGCAUUCAAAGGAAAAGAUUCAGACUCUGCAACAUGCUUCAAAAAAGCCAGUUUACAGCUACAAAUGGAGGGUGCUGUCGACCCAGAGUCCAAUUCUGCAGUUCCUUUAGAACAAGCAAUAAAGAAAGGGUUAAUUGCAUCUGAUGAGGCUUAUCGGGUGUUGGCACGACAGGUGGCUGAAGGUGGAAUUAUCCACCAUGCUUCUGGAAUGAGACUCUCUGUCUCUGAUGCUGUAGAUAGAGGACUAGUGGAUCGGUCCAUAGCGUCUGGGCUUGAGGAACUAGAAUGGAUCUAUCGAGGAAAAGUCAGUACCAUAAGCAAUCCGGAAGCAAUUGCUUUCCAGGCAACAACUGGAGCUAUUUUAGACUCUGACAGUGGAGCUAAGCUGACAUUGACAGAGGCUGUGUCAAGAGGUCUUCUAGAUGAGAACAUAGCCACUGAAGUCAUGGCUUCUCCCACGGUAACACAAGGCAUGGUUGACCCAAAAACUGCAAGAAUUGUGCCUUAUUCAGAGCUUGUGAAUCAGGGUAAGAUAGAUAUUGAAACAGGCAAACGGUUCUUAGAGGUAAAGCCGUUCCAAGGUAUUCAGGAUAAGAAAACCUUGGAGAUCCUGACGAUUCCUGAGGCUGUUGCUCUGAAGUGGGUUGACCCAGUUCCGGCUCUGAGGCUGCUCCAAAGCCAGGCAGACACCGGUGGGAUCAUUGAUAUCGGCACCGGAGAGAGGCUACCAUUACCUGAAGCUUCUGCCAGAGGUUUAGUAGGUGGUGAUAUGGUCAAAGAAAUAGCCAUCAACCAGUUUGUCAAAGGAGGUUUAGUUGAUCCAGCAACUGGACAGCGAGUCUCAAAUCUUAGCGAUGCCGUUUCUUUCCGGCUCUUAACUAGAGACCUGGCUUUGGAGAUCCAGGAGAAAGUAAAAGAAGUCUUUGUAGAUGAUCACUCCACACCCAUUGUGGUGACAGGGUCAAGCCCAGACAGUCCAGUGAACAUGUCUGCUGCAAACAUUACGGUGUCCUCAAGAUCUCCAUCUUCUGUAAGAAGUUUAGAAGUCUCGGAAGAUUAUGACAAGACACUGAGAAGUGAAAUUUCAGGGCAGUCACUGUUCUGUCCAGAAGUUGAGAUAGCAGCAGAACCUGAGUCGGUGGAAAAAAAGUCUUUAACAGAGCCUGAGCAAUCCAUGGAUGUCUUAUCCGAGUUCGCAUCUAAUGUUGAGAAAAGAAUCCAAAAAGCCAUUCAGGAGAUAAUGCCACAAAAGGACGACAGUAAACUGGAAAAUCUUCUUCAACGGGAACCCAGUGACACAAUGGAAAACAAUGGUAAACAUAGCGAAAACCUAAUCAGAACCCCUGUUAAAGAAUCCACUCAGAUACUUACCGAUCAUAAUGGUAGAGAAUCCCAGAAAGAGAUCCAAAAAGAAGAUGUCAAGGAACCCAAGAAAGAUGAGGUAAUGGAGUGUAGACCCAAUAAUGAGACCACAGAAACGGUCCAUCAUGUUUCUGACGAUGUGAAGGUAGCAGUUAGAGUCGACAAACAAAGCAAAGAUGCCCCUGGGUUACCAGCUGUGAACGAGGAGCUAAAGGAAGUGGGGAAGCCUUUGGAGGCCAAAACCAGCACUGAUGUGGAGCAGUCAGAUCAGUUCUCAUCUUCUGCAAGUAAUCAGCUAAACAACAAAAGCAAAAAGAAGAGGAAGAAUAAAAAGAAGGCAGAAGAGAAAGAGGUACAAACUCAAAUUCAUCUUCUAGAGACAAAACAUGAGUCUCAAACUGAUCAAACCAGUCCAAAAACCACAGAGAUCCCAAAGGUUGCUCCCGUUGAUACAGAUCAAAUUAGAUUUUAUGAAAAUCUAGAGAAAUCAGACUCUUAUCUUGCACCUAGUACUGACCCUCCAUCUGAAGAGAGCAUGGAAAGGAUUGAUGUGAACAUUUUGCAGGAACAGGAGGCUGUCGCUUCUCAACCGAGCUCACAGAUGGAGAAAGGUGCAGCUGAAAUGAUGUUAUUUGAUACUUCAGAAAAGGUUGGUAGGACAGAAGAUGUGAAAAGGGAGGAGGAAGAGGACUGGGAAUAUAUUAAUAAGACAUCGAUGGUAAUACAAACUGUUGAACCAGAGAUAAAGAGCCCAUCUGGAACUGAUGGAAAACCCCCAGAGAUGCCACAGGUUGCUCCUGUAGACAUAGAAGAAAACACAUUUGAUGGAUAUCUACAGAAAUUAGACUCUUACGAUGUUCCACCUACUACUGAUCGUCAAUCUGGAAAAAGCAUGCCACGGACUUAUGGGAAAGUUGAGACUGAAAAAGUCUUGAUUGAACAAGAGCAGGAGGUUGUUUCUCAACUAAGCUUUCAGGUGGAGAAAGAAGCAGCUGAAACGAUGUUAGUUGAUAAUAUGGAAGGUGUGAAUAGGAAGGAGAAAGAAGAGUGGCAAUCCAUGAAGGUUUUGAUUGUAAAACAAACAGAAGAACCAGAGAUGACAAGUCCAUCUCAAGCUGCUCGGACAGGUGCAGAAACCCCACAGAUGCCCCAGGUUGCUCCUGUAGACACAGAUCAAAUCACAUUCGAUGAAGAUUUACAGAAAUCUGUCUCAUAUGAUCUUUCACCCAUGACUGACCCUAACCCUGAAGAGAGCAUGCAAAAGACUGAAGGGGAUGUUGAUCAGGAGCAGAAAGAGGUUUCUCUUGAACCAAAUACUCAGAUGGAGAAAAAUGCAGUCAGGGCUCCAGAAAAGGUGGACAUGAAGGAAGAGGAAGGGGCAUAUACAAGGGUUUUGAUUGCACCACAAACUGAAGAACCAGAGAAAAAAGAUCCAUCUCAGAUGGAUGCAGGAAUCCUAGAAAAGCCACAGGUUGCUCAUUUUGGCACAGAAGAAAACACAUCUGAUGAAAAUCUACAGAAAUCUGACUCUUAUGGUGUUUCACCUACUACUGACCCCCACUUUGGAGUAAGCAUGGAAAUGACUGAUGGGAAAGUUGAGACUGCCAGAGAUUUGGUAGAAAAGGAGCAGGAAGAGGUUUAUCUUGAACCAAGUGCUGAGAUGGAGAAAGGUGCAUCUAAAACAACAUUAUCAAAGAUGUCACAAAAGGUUUAUAAGCAGGAAGAGGUGAAAAGGGAUGUGGAAGUGGAAAGGGAAUCUUCGGAGAAGGCCGAGGAACCAGAGAACAAUCAGGUGCAGCAGAGCAAGGACAAAGAAUCGCUUAAAAAAUCAACGCUUAAAGAUGAUGAAAAGGCAGCCUUGAUACUGAAAGCGAAAGAGAGCAUUCUUAAGAAGGUGUUUGAAAAAGGAGUGAGUGAAAAGCAGGCAGCUCAAGAGCUGGAGAAGCUGAGGCAGAAGGAGACGAGGAGGAAGAAAAGUACACGUGCAGAUGAUAAGAAGACUACCAUGGGAGAAGAUGAUGCUGAGAAGAGAAGCUCUGGUUUACCAAAAGACAGCAAUGACCAAGUAACUGUCGAAAAGGACACUGUGGAGCUAGAUAAAACACCUGAAGGUAACCCGGGGUUAACAUCUUCAAGUGAAAGGGAAAACGUCAGGGCUUUUCAAAUGGCAGAUUCACAGAAAGAUGCUGCGACUCUUCCAUCAGUCUCCAGAAGUAAAAGAAGCAAGAGGAGCAAGAAGUCCAGAAGUCUAAAAACAACUGAAGAUCAGCCUGAAAUGGACAAGGUAACCACAGAUCUGAAAGAUCCAAACAAUACAACCAAAUCGAAGUCGGACAGCAUAGUUUUAGCUGCAGGACUGAAAAUGAAAGCAGAUUAUGAUGGUCAAUCUGGUGAUGCAGCUACCAAGUUACCUAAGAGUCUAAAAACAACUGAAGAUCAGCCUGAUAGUGAGAAGUUAGCCUCAGAUGGGAGAAAUGAUUGUGACCUGAAAGAUUCAAAAAUUAAUUCAAAAUCUGCUGCAAAGCAACAGUCAAAAAGAAGAUUUUUGUUUGAAGACCUGAGCACUAAAACUGAUGUUGAUGCUGCCAGGUCUUCAGAUGUAGGUAAAGCCGAUCUGGGCGACCCUCAAGGAGCUAAAAGUCUUCAAAAAACUCAGAAGGAACAAGCUUCAGAAGGAUUUCUUUCAGACCCCAGUGAAUAUUUAUCUGAGGAGGUUUUAAAAAAACAGGAUAAAGAGCCCGCAGCUCAAUCUGUUGCUCCUGAUCCACAUUCUGGAAGAAGUAAAAGGAAGAAAAAGCAGCAGCUACCUGAAGCUGAAAGCUCUGAUGUUCCCAGAUCUUUAACAAACCUGCAGCAACAUCUGGAGUCUCCAGAAACUGCAGUUUUAUCUAAAGAAGAUUCUUUAGUUGAAUCUGAAACAUCCAAAGGGAUGGAGACUGAACCAAGCACUGAAAGCUUAGAAGACGAGGAACAAGUCUGCAAGAACCAAGAAACAGUGUUGAACACAGAGGGAGCUACAUCCACAGGAAGUAAGUCAUCAUUAUUGCGUCAGGAAUGCCUUGAACAUGAUCAGCGAGUCGUAGCCCUGCUCUCCAUGGUCAGACACAUGGAAGUCCGACUAAAACAGCAGCAGCAGCAGUCUGUGGGCCACAGCCUCGUCACGUUGGACGACAUCAUCAGACGAACUGAGAUGCUGGACCUUGAACUCUCUGACUUGGAGCCUGAGAUCAGGAAAUCAGUUGAAGCUGCAGAGCGACUGUUGAAGCCCAGACCUAUCGAUGUCCCUCUACAGCUCAUACUAGCCUUGGAAAAAGAUGGCCGGAGCUUAGCCCGAGGAUACGAGGCUGCUCGGGUGCUUUCCGAGGGCAUUCUGGAGCGUCUGCGACACCACAGAGACUUGUGCAAGGAUGCAGUAACAGCUGAGCAGGAGUCUCUGGGACAACACGUGGACAGGCUGCUGUCUUGGUUGAGUGAGACAGAGGCUCAGAUGGAUGGAGGAACGACAGGGAGGGACAAAAAGGAGACGACGGAGAAAGAUGACGGCCAGGCUGAGCUCACACAGCAGCUGAAUGUCUGCAAGGAGCUCCAGUCCUCACUGCAGACUUGCUCCAGCGAAGUCAGCAGCUUGGUCUCAGACAUCCAGCUGUUCAUCUCUGAGCAUGCUCAGGACCUGGCCCCCGAGCAGAGCAGGCAGCUUCUGAGGCAGCUUCAGCAGCUGCAGACAACCUUCCACCGAGCGUCGGGCCGAGUUCAGGCCUGGGCCGAUGCGCUGUCGGCUCAGCGGGGCCGGGAGGAGGAGAGGCUGCGCAGAGUAAGACUGAGGGAAGAAGAGAGGAAGGACAGAGAAUGGAAAAGUGCAAGGGAGAGAGAGGUGGUCCAACACCAGAAAUCAGAGUGCUCUCAGAAACUGGAAGACCUCAACGUGUGGUUGGCCGGAGCUGCAGGCAUGCUGGCCAGUCAGAGAGCUGGACCAGAGUCAGGUGACGUCGAUGCCUUGCAAGACAGGCAGAAAAAACUAAAGGACGUACAGAGAGACCUCCAAUCUAAAGCUGAGGCUGUGGCUCAUGCAAUCCGGUCGGUGGAGGAGUUUCUGGCAGAGAAAGGAGAAAGUCUGAGCCCAGAGGAGAAGAAGAACCUCCAAAUGGCGCUACGAAGACUGAAGGAGCAGUACACCACCCUAACGGACUCAGCAAAUACAUCACUGUCAGAACUUGACAUGGCCAUCAGUACGACUGUACAACAGAACACACAGAGGGCAAAAGCAGUGAAGGAACUACAGGAGACCCGAAGCCAGAUAGACUCCCUGCUGAACUCUCUCUCCUCUUUUAACCAAGCUCUUGGGGUCGGAGCUCCUUUGGAUGUUCAGGAUUCUCCUUUUUCACAGCCAGAGGGCGCUGUGGUGCCACACACAGAGAAGCUGCAGUUGGCUCUUCAGCAACUCCAGGCUCAGCAGGCGCAGCUACUGCAGGUAACCCAGUCUGCUCACUCCCUCCUGGACCAGCCGGACUCUACGGUUCCCCCUGAGGAGAAGCAGCGGCUCCGUUUUGCCCUGGACCAGCUCCAGGCCCAGCACCAGGACCAGCUGCAGAUCUGUCAGGAGCGUCUGAGGAAAUCUGAGACCCUGAAGGACGAGCUGACUAAGUUCCUCCAGGAACAUCGAACCCUGGGUUCCUGGCUGGAACAAAGUGAACAGGAGCUGCGUUCUUUGGGGGAAGGAGAAACCGACGCGCAGGGACUGAAGAACAGGCAGGAGGAGCACAGAAAGCUGGGUGAGGAUGUAAUUUGCCACAAAGCCGACCUUCGCUUUGUUUCCAUCUCCGGACAGAAGGUUCUGGACUCUGUUCAGGGAGCUUUGGAGCAAGUUGGAGGUUCAGAUCCAUCUCUGGAAAGCAUCAAACAUCUCGUGUCUGACAAGCUGCAGGAUGCUAACCACAGAUACACGACCCUGCACACCAAGUCAACAGAGUUGGGCGGACGUUUGUCUGGCCUGUUGGAGAGAUACCAGCAGUACCAGGAUGAGGUGGUCUCCCUUCAUUCCUGGCUGAGCACUCACGAACAAAACCAAAGUAUAACCAAGUCCACCGGGGACACCGACCCACAGAACCUCCAGAACGCUCUGCGACAAGUUCAGCUGCUUCAGGAUAAGCUGGCUGAGCGCUCGGUCCAGCUGGAGAAGGUGAAGAGAGCAGGAAGAGAUCUGGUCAGUACAGAUGAAUCUCCUUCUCUGAAAGCCAUUGACAUCUUCUGUGCUGCAGAUGGUUUGGAGAAAAGAUUUGGCAGCCUUUCUGCAUCUGUCUCCGAGCGUGCCGAACAGCUGCAAACCGCUGUAGCACAGUCUGUGAGCGUCCAGGAGGGCCUAAAGGGUCUGCUCAGCUGGCUGGACAAACUGGUCCUGAACCCGAGACCAGUUAAACCUACAGCACAGGCUAUACAAGAUGCUCUGACUCAGAACCAGAAACUUCGGCAGGAACUGCUCUCCAGGCAGGGAAGUGUGGAAGCGACCCGUGACUCCGUUUCCAAACUCCUCCAGAGUUCUGACGCCUCCACAGCGCCGGGCCUCCAUGGCAGCUUAGACGAACUGACCCAGCGUUAUGCUGCAGCUCAGGCCAGCCAGGCGGAGAGGGAAGCUGAGCUCAAAGGGCUGCUGCCCCGACUGGAGAGCUACGAGAGGCUAGGGACCGACCUCCAGGUGUUUACCCAGAGCAGAUUAAAGGCCCUGAGUCCUGUGGGACAACCGGACCGCAGCAUGGACGACUACCGACAGACCAUCGAGGAAGUAAAAUCUGAGCUGAACCAGGAGGCAGGCCAGCUGAAAUCCUUCUUUAGCCUCGGUACUGAGCUCAGCCAGUCCAAAGCUCUCAGCGACAUUCAGAGCCUGCUGGAUCAUGUCAAAGAAGUGACUGAUGAGUUUACCAAACUGGAAGAAAAUGUCAAUGAAAGGUUUGCUGCCAUUCUGGCCUGUGAUCAGCAGCUUCACCAGUUUCGUGGCCUCUCGGGCUCCCUUGUCCGGUGGCUUCAGACAGCCCAGGACCAGCUGCCCUCCAAGGAGGCCAACCUCACCACCGAGGGUCUGCAGAGGAGGGUCCAGCAGCUCCAGGACUUGCUGAAUGACUGGGAAUCACAAAGAUCCCGAAUCCAAGAACUGAACAAGACUGGUUCCGAGUUGGAGUCCCUCAUCAUCGAUGUCACGGCUCCUCAGACAAAAAUGGGUGUUCCUCAGAUCAACGGGUCAGCCGGUCCCAGCAGCCUGAACGGCAUCCACACCUGUAAAGACCUGACGGAGCUGCAGGUGACCAUCUCCGAUGUGAAUGCUCGUUACGACACUCUGGGCAGCGAGUUAAAGGAGCGUUUGAGCCGCCAGCAGGCCUCUCUGGAGCUCAGGCAGAAGGCCCGGCAGAGCAUUGAGGUGCUUAGGAGCUGGCUGAGUGACCGAGAACAAAGCUUGAAGCAAGGACAGACCACCUCUCCGUCUAAACCUGAGGUGGUGCGUGCUCAGACCCAGCAAAACAAGGUUCUGCUCUCAGAGCUUGCUGAGCACUCUGGAAAGGUGGAGGAGCUGAAAAGUACAUUAAGAAAACUAAUCGCUGACAAUCCUGAUUCUCCUGAGACCGAUGCCUGGAGGCAGCAGCUGCAGGAAAUCGACUCCCGCUGGCAAACAGCCAAUCAGACGGCGGCUCAGCGGCAGGCGGAGCUGGAGACGUGCGCUGACAGGCUGGGCAGCUUCGCCUCCGCGGCCAAUCAGCUCGGCCCCUGGCUCAGAGAGAAGGAGCUGAUGAUGAGCGUCCUGGGACCCCUGAGCAUCGACUCCAACAUGCUCAACACGCAGAAGCAACAAGUGCAGUUUAUGCUGCGGGAGUUUGACACACGACGGCCCCAGUUUGACCAGUUUACACAGUCUGCUGAAGGCAUCCUCUCUCAAACCGGUGACUCUGCUCAGGACGCCAAAGAUCUGGAGGAGGUCCGGACUGAACUGUGCUCCAUUUCCCAGCAGUGGGAAGAUCUCACAGGCAGACUGACUCAGAGGUCGAGCCACAUUGAUCAGGCACAGGGAACCAGUGAAAGAUACCAGUCCUUGCUUAAAGAACUCUCCUCCAGCAUCGCAUCCCUCAGCGAGAGGCUGGAUGCGCAGGCCUCGCUGAGCGCCCAGCCCGAGGCUCUGAAACGCCGGCUGCAGGAGACCGGAGAGAUCCGCUCUGAGCUGGAGCGAAGACGGACUGAGCUGGUGGAAGCCGAGAGGCUCUGCGGGGAGCUGAGCGCCAUCGUGGCCGAGCCAUAUCUGAAGGAAGAGCUGAGUAAGCGGCUGGAGAACAUCAACGGGCCGCUGAGGAGCUUAGAGGAGAGAGCAGCUGACGGCCUCACUCAGCUCCAGGCCGCUCUGUCCUCCACGCAGCAGUUCCAGCAGAUGUUUGAGGAGUUGCGCUCUUGGAUGGACAGGCAGUCAGAUCCCAAAGAAUCCCCCUCAGACUCGCUGCCCUGCCGGCCCGAGGCCAUCCGCUCCCUGCUGGCUCAGACCGAGGAGCUUCAGCGUAGGAUCGCUAGCCAGCGAGGCUCCUACGAGCUGAUCCAAGCUGAGGGCGUGUCGCUACUCGCCACCCUGCCCUCAGACGAGCGGUCCGCUCUGCAGUCCCGACUGGCCUCGCUGAGACAGGACUGGGAGGGCCUAAACCACCGGAUCAUGGAGAGGGAGACCAGGCUAAAGAGCACGCUGAGCAAAGCAGAAACAUACCAACAGCAUAGGGCUGAGCUCACACCAUGGUUAGCAGAGUGCGAGGAGAAAGAUGGAGAGAUCCGACCGUCGCUGGAUCCGUCUGUCCUGGACGAAUCUCUGCAGAAGGCCCGAGCUCUGUCGCUGGACCUCGAGAGACGCCAGGCCCUGCUGGAGGCUUUUAACACUGCAGCCGAUCAGCUGCUGGAGCAGUGCUGCAUCGGCGAGGAAGAGCUACGAGAUGAGAAGGCGCAGCUGAACCGGCGGGUGGACAGGCUCAGCGAGGGCCUCCUGAACCGGACCUCCCAGCUGGAGGAGCUCUCAAGCCGCCUGAAGGAGUUCGAGGAGGGCAGGCAGGCUGUGGAGAGGAGACUCGAGGCAGCCACACAUCAGAUUGAAGUCCAGGAAGCUCUUGGACCUCAGGCAUGCAGCGCUAAAAGUCUGGAGAGGCUAAGGAGUCAGCAGGAGAGUCUGAGGUCCCUGCAGCCUCAGGUGGUCUACCUCAGAGACCUGGCCCAGGGGCUAGUUCAGGACGCACCCCAGACACCAGGGGGCAGCACUGAGGGAGCGCAGAGGCUCCAGGAGCAGGCCAAGGAGACAGAGAAAGAAUAUGACAAGGUCACCGAUAAGAUCGAGCAGUGUUGCUCCUCCCUGGAGUCACGUCUGCAGGGUGUCGGCGAAGUCCAGGCUCAUGUUCGGGACGUCUUCUCCCGCCUCGCUGACCUUGACGAUGAACUGGACUCCCUCAGUCCCGUUGGACGGGACGCAGACUGCCUAGCGUCGCAGGCCGAUGCCGUAAAAAGCUUCUUGUCUCGUCUGUCCGACCUCAGGACAGCGCUGGAUGGAUACGCCACAGAGUGCACCUCCAUGCUGAGGAGAGAGGGCUCCUCGCCUGAUCUGCUGGCUCUUAGGAGGGAGACGGAGGCAUUGAGUCGCCAGGCUGGGAAGCUGAGUGAGCGCGGUCAGGCCAGGCUGGUUCAGAUCGAGGACGCUGCUGAUAGAGUCCAGGACUUUUACCGGCUGGUGGCGGAACUGCAAGGCAUGCUGGGAAGAGCCGAAGAGGGGCUGAACUCACAGGGAGCGGUCGGAACGGAGGUGGAGAUGAUCAAACAGCAGCUGCUGGAGUUCAAGACUGUGGAGCGUGAGCAGGUGGACGGCAUCCAGCCGAAGCUGCAGCACAUCAACGCCGUAGGUCAGGGUCUGAUCCAGAGCGCCGCCAAGCACACAGACACCCAGGCGCUGGAGCACGACCUGGAGACCACCAACCUCCGAUGGAACUCACUCAACAAACGGGUUGCAGAACGGAUCGCCCAGCUGCAGGAGGCCCUGUUGCAUUGUGGGAAGUUUCAGGAUGCGCUGGAGCCUCUGCUCAGCUGGCUGAGCGACACAGAGGAGCUGGUGGCCAAUCAGAGGCCUCCUUUUGCUGAAUACCGCGUAGUGAAGGCUCAGAUCCAGGAGCAAAAGCUGCUGCAGAGAUUAUUAGAUGACCGCAGGCCGACGGUGGAGAUGAUCCGCGCAGAAGGAGCAAGGAUUGCAGCCACAGCAGAUUCUCAGGACCGAGAGAAGAUCCAGGUCCAGCUCCAGAGUCUGUCGGAGAGAUGGACGGACCUGCUGGACAAGGCCAACGGCAGGCAACGGCAACUGGAGGAGAUGCAGGUUCUGGCUCUUCAGUUCCACGAAGCCCUGGAGCCGCUCGGUGAAUGGCUGAGCGCCACCGAGAAGCGUCUGAGCUCCGCCGAGCCCAUGGGAACCCAAACGGCCAAGAUCACCCAACAGAUCAUCAAGCACAAGGCGCUCCUAGAGGACGUGUCCUCCAGAGAAGCUGAGGUUGGCCACCUUGAGUCCCUCAGCCAGUCGCUGUCCCCGCUCAGCUGUGCAGCUGAUCAGGAUUGGCUGCGGGAGCGUGUGAGGACAGUGAGGUCAGGUCACACAGAGCUCGCCCACUGGGGUGCUCGGCGGGCAGCCCUGCUGGAUCAGGCGCUAGCCAACGCGCAGCUGUUUGGUGAGGAGGAGGUUGAGGUGUUAAACUGGCUGGCGGAGGUGGCGCAAAGACUGGGUCAGGUCUCAGUGCAGAGCUACCAGCCCCAGCUGCUAGCCGAGCAGCACAAACACACACUGGCUCUUAAUGAAGAAAUCCUGAGCAGGAAGAAAACCGUGGAUCAGGCCAUCAAGAACGGACAAGCUUUACUCAAACAGACCACAGGUGAGGAAGUUCUUCUGAUCCAGGAGAAGCUGGACGGGAUCAAGUCCCGUUACGCUGAGAUGACGGCCAGCAGCAGCAAGGCCCUCCGCACCCUGGAACAGGCUCUGCAGCUCUCCACACGAUUCGCCACGGCCCACAACGACCUCAGCCAAUGGCUGGAUGGCGUAGAGGCAGAGCUUAACACCGUGGAGUCUGAUGCCUCACCUGCCUACCAGGAGAGACAGAAGGAGCUGAAGAAAGUGUCGGCAGAGAAGCGCCUGGUUCUGGACACAGCGAACGAGGUGGGCAGCGCCCUGCUUGAUCUGGUGCCGUGGCGAGCCCGCGAAGGCCUGGACCGGCUUGUCGCUGACGCCAACCAGCGGUACCGGCAUGCUGAUGAGACCAUCACUCAGCGUGUGCAGCUGGUGCAAGCUGCCAUCCAGAGGUCCCAGCAGUAUGAGGAGGCGGUGGACGCAGAGCUGGCCUGGGUCGGAGAGACUGAGCGUAAGUUGGCAUCUCUGGGCCCCCUGAGUCUGGAGCCAGAUGUGACGGUGGCUCAGCUACAGGUGCAGAGGGCCUUCAAUAUUGACAUCAUUCGACACAAAGACAUUGUUGAUCAACUCCUCCGCGCCAGAGAUGAAGUGCUGGAAGCCUGCAGUGAUACUCAGAAGGAUGCUCUGAUGGUCAAGACAGAUUCUCUGAGCACACGUUAUGAUACGGUGAGUCAGAGCCACAGCGAGCGAUUCUCAGCCCUGGAGCAGGCUCAGGUCCUGGUGGCUCGGUUCUGGGAGACCUUUGAGGAGCUGGAGCCAUGGCUGGGUGAGACCGAAGCCCUCAUCACUCAACUUCCACCUCCGGCUAUCGACACAGACGCUCUCCGGCUGCAGCAGGACCAGAUGAGGCUACUCAGGGAGUCUAUUGCAGAGCACAAGCCCCACAUCGACAAGCUGCUGAAGAUCGGACCACAGCUGGCAGAACUCAGCCUUCAGGAGGGGGUGACAGUGACUCAGCGCUACAUCGAAGCAGAGAGACGCUACCUUGCGAUCAAAGAGGAGGUGAAAAGUCGCGCUGGAGCUCUGGAUGAGGCAGUGUCUCAGUCUACACAGCUGGUAGAGUUCCACGACAAGAUGGACCCGCUGUUGGAGACUCUGGAAGGGGCGGUGCAGAGGCUCCGGCAGCCUCCUCCGGUCGCUGCUGAGGUGGAGAAGAUCCGGGAGCAGCUGGCAGACCACCGCUCUCAGGGGCUGGAGCUGGACAAGCUGCUGCCGAGCUUCUCCGCCCUCUGCUCCCGUGGUGAGGAGCUCAUCGGCAGAGCGGCUCACGACGACCCAGCUGCUCAGGCCGUUCGCUCCCGCCUCCUGCGUCUGCGCUCUCUUUGGGAUGAGAUCCGUCAGCGGGCAGAGGAAAGGGAGAGCAAGCUGAACGACGUCUUGGACCUUGCCGGAAAGUUCUGGGCCGAUGUGGCGGCUCUACUGAGCACACUCAGAGACUCCCAGGAUAUCGUAAGAGAGCUGGAGGACCCUGGGGUGGACCCAUCACUCAUCAAACAGCAGAUUGAAGCAGCUGAGGCCAUCAAGGCAGAGACGGACGGCCUGAGGGAGGAACUGGAGUUCGUCCGGACGCUCGGAGCUGAUCUCAUCUUCGCCUGUGGUGAAACUGAAAAACCAGAGGUCAAGAAGACCAUAGAUGAGAUGAAUGCUGCCUGGGAAGGUCUGAACCGAACAUGGAGAGAGAGGAUGGAGAGGCUGGAGGAGGCCAUGACCGCCUCUGUUCAGUACCAGGAUGCCCUGCAGUCUAUGUUUGACUACCUGGACAACGCAGUGAUCAAACUGUGCGACAUGUCGACUGUAGGAACUGAUCUGGGAACUGUCAAACAGCAGAUAGAAGAGCUCAAGCAGUACAAGGUGGACGUGUACCAGCAACAGAUCGACAUGGAGAAGCUCUGCCACCAGGGGGAGCUGCUGCUGAAGAAAGUGUCGGACCAGACUGACCGGGAUAUGAUCCAGGAGCCGCUAACAGAACUGCGACACCUCUGGGAAAAUCUAGGAGAUAAAAUCACCCAAAGACAGCACAAGCUGGAGGCCGCCCUGCUGGCUCUUGGUCAGUUUCAGCAUGCUCUCUCUGAGCUGCAAGCCUGGCUGAGCCACACUCACACCACUCUGGACACACAGCGACCCAUUAGCUCCGACCCGAAGGCUAUCGAAAUCGAGCUGGCAAAACACCACGUUUUACGUAAUGACGUGCUGUCCCAUCAUGCCACAGUAGAGACUGUGAACAGCGCUGCCACCGAGCUGCUGGAGUCCUCUCCGGGCGAUGAGGCCAGCCACCUGCGAGAUCAGCUCGAUCAGCUCAACCGGAGCUGGGAGAGUCUGUUGUUAAAAACUCAGGAGCGACAGAAACUUCUCGAGGCCGCCCUGCAGCAGGCUGAAGGUUUCCAUGGUGAGCUGGAGGAGUUCCUGCAAUGGUUGAGGAGGACGGAGAGUCAGCUAUCUGCAGCCAAACCAACAGGAGGCCUCCCAGAAACAGCCAGAGAGCAGCUACAGCAACACAUGGAGCUACAGGCUCAGCUGAAUCAGCGAGCAGAACAGUACCAUCGCCUGCUGGAUAAGGGAGAGUCCAUGCUGCUGGCCCGAGGAGGAGAGGAAGUGGGACCUGGAACCACCCAGACCCAUCAGAACCUGGCCAUGUUGCAGAACAAGUGGGCCAGUCUCAACACCAAGAUGGAUGACCGCAGGGCGAAGCUGGAGGAAGCCGUUUCCUUGGCAACAGGUUUUCAGACGUCCCUACAGGACACCAUCAACUGGCUGACCCAGGCUGAACAGACCCUGAACAUGGCCCAGCCCCCCAGCCUCAUACUGGACACGGUUCUCUUCCAGAUCGAUGAGCACAAGGUGUUUGUGAACGAGGUGAACACCCACAGAGAGCAGGUCCUGGCUCUGGAGAAAACGGGCUCUCAGCUUCGCUUCGCGAGUCUAAAGCAGGAUGUGGUUCUGAUCAAGAAUCUGCUUCUUAGUGUCCAGGCCCGCUGGGACAAGCUGGUUCAGAGGUCUCUGGACCGUGGCCGACACCUCGAUGAGGCCCGGAAACGAGCCAAACAGUUCCACGAGGCCUGGAGGAAGCUGACAGACUGGCUGGAGGAAGCUGAGAAAAGACUCGACUCAGAGGUGGAGAUCUCCAAUGAGCCAGACAAGAUCAAAGUUCAACUGACCAAACAUAAGGAGUUUCAGAAAGCUUUGGGAUCCAAGCAGCCUGUUUACGACACUACAGUGAGGUCUGGGAAGGCCAUGAGGGAGAAAGCUCAGCUGCCUGCAGACCAGCAGAAACUGGACCACCUGGUGGGGGAAGUUCGGGACAAAUGGGACACCGUCUGUGGCAAGAGUGUUGAAAGGCAGCACAAGCUGGAGGAGGCUCUGCUGUUCUCUGGUCAGUUUGCUGAAGCUCUUCAGGCUUUAGUGGACUGGCUGUACCGAGUGGAGCCUCAGCUGGCUGAAGACCAACCUGUACAUGGUGACAUGGACUUGGUGUCCAACCUCAUGGAUGCACACAAGGCUUUCCAAAAAGAACUGGGUAAGAGGACCAGCAGCGUUCAGGCUCUGAAGCGGUCAGCUCGGGACCUGAUGGAGACCGGCCGGGAUGACACGGCAUGGGUGAAAGUUCAGCUUCAGGAGCUCAGCAACCGCUGGGAUACAGUGUGUGCCCUAUCUGUCACCAAGCAGACCCGCCUCCAGCAGGCGCUCAAACAGGCAGAGGAGUUUCGUACAGCGGUGCAGAUGCUGCUGGAGUGGCUCUCAGAGGCGGAACAGACGCUUCGUUUCCGUGGCGUCCUCCCCGAAGAGGCCGAGACUCUGCAGGCGCUGCUGCACACUCAUCGUGACUUCAUGGGCACAGUGGAGGAGAAGAGGGCCGACGUGAACAAGGCCGCUGGCAUGGGGGAGGGCAUUCUGACUGUAUGUCACCCAGACUCCAUAACCACCAUCAAACAUUGGAUCACCAUCAUCAGGGCACGCUUUGAAGAGGUGCUGACUUGGGCCAAACAGCAUGAGCAACGGUUGGAGUCAGCUCUGACAGAGGUGCUCAACAACGCCAACCUGCUGGAGGAGCUGUUGUCAUGGUUACAGUGGGCUGAGACUACACUGGUCCAGAGAGACACUGAGCCGCUUCCUCAGGACAUCCCACAACUCACAGCACUCAUCACAGAGCACCAGACUUUCAUGGAGGAGAUGACCAGGAAGCAGCCAGAUGUGGACAAAGUAACGAAAAGCUACAAAAGGAAGCCAGCUGAGCCUCCUAGCAGCCUGGCUGAGAGGAGAGGAGCUCGUAAACACCAGCAGCAGCAGCCAAGCAUGCAGGUUUCAGGUGGAAACCCGCGGCUCAACCAGCUCUGCGCGCGGUGGCAGCAGGUGUGGCUGCUGGCUCUGGACCGCCAGCGUAAACUCAACGACGCUCUGGAUCGGCAGGAGGAGCUCAAAGAGUUUGCCAACUUUGAUUUUGACGUGUGGAGGAAGAAGUACAUGCGAUGGAUGAACCACAAGAAGUCCCGCGUCAUGGAUUUCUUCAGGCGCAUCGACAAGGACCAAGAUGGAAAGAUCACGCGACAGGAGUUCAUCGACGGCAUCUUGGCCUCCAAAUUCCCAACCAGUAAGCUGGAAAUGUCGGCUGUGGCGGACAUCUUUGACCGAGACGGAGACGGUUACAUCGACUACUACGAGUUUGUCGCUGCGCUUCACCCCAACAAGGACGCCUACAGGCCGACCACCGACGCCGAUAAGAUAGAGGACGAGGUGACCCGGCAGGUGGCCCAGUGUAAGUGUGCCAAGAGGUUCCAGGUGGAGCAGAUUGGAGAGAACAAAUACAGGUUCUUCCUCGGAAAUCAGUUUGGUGACUCUCAGCAGCUGCGUCUGGUUAGGAUUCUACGCAGCACGGUGAUGGUGAGAGUCGGAGGGGGUUGGAUGGCUCUGGACGAGUUCCUCGUUAAGAACGAUCCGUGCAGAGUGCAACAUCCAGGACUUAAGAUUCUCCGCUCCGAUUCCAGUAGCUCCAUCUCAUCUCGUAUAGUGACGGUCACUCCUGGCUAUUUCUGCUGCCGAGCUCGAGGUCGCACAAACUUGGAGCUGAGAGAGAAGUUCAUCCUUCCUGAAGGAGCAUCCCAGGGCCUGGCUGCAUUCCGCUCACGGGGCCGACGCUCCAAACCGGGCUCCCGCAACGCCUCACCCACCCGUUCCUCAUCCUCGGCCUCCCACAGCGGCGCCUCUCUGCCCUCAGCUCCCUCCACCCCCGCCACACCAACAGCUUCAGCAUCAUCCAGGUCCUCCCACACCCACUCUCGUGACUAUGCCAAGCCCUGGCUUGCACACAGUAAAACUCCACCACCAUCCAAGUGCCACUGCUGCCCAGAUCUCGGUCACAACCACAGCGCUCCUGGGCACGAGGGGGCGGCGUCUGGGUUCAAACUGAAGAGGCCAACGUUCCACUCGAGCCGAGGCUCACUGACUGGAGAGAACGGAGGAACGCCGCACAGCAGCAAACGUACAGAUCCAAAGCGAGGGGCGGCGACAGCCAGCGGUCCAAGCAGCCGAGCCGGCAGCAGAGCGGGCAGCAGGGCCAGCAGUCGGCGCGGCAGCGACGCCUCAGAUGCCUCGGAGCUUCAGGACACUCGUUCUGUCUGCUCCGACACUUCAGACACGCCAAGGCGGCCCAGCAGUGGAGCCAAACCUUCCAAGAUCCCAACAAUAUCAAAGAAGACCCCCAGUUCAAAGACCCUAGGGUCUACAAAGAAGUAAAUCCAGCUGCUGAAACCUGAAGAAACCUUGUUUUUCCUUCAUUUAGAAAGGUUGGUCUGCGUCAUUCUGGACAUCCAGAGGGCUUGUCUAAAUGUUCUGCACUAUGACUGAUGUUGUUUGGGGAAAGAAGGAGAUGGUGAUCUGAGUAAAUCUCCCUCUCAUUCCUUCCCAAGUCUUGAAGAUCACAUGUGAACCUGCACAAGAGGAGAACAGUUCUGGUCCGGUUGUCCCAGGCCAGAAUCUGUGGGGUCAAUGCUAACUUUUCCCCUUUAAGACCCCAGUUUGCCUUCCAAUUUCUUCCUCCUCUUCUGAAAACGUUCCCUCAAACACGGACCGACGUGAUGCUGCCUUACUUUAUGUUACACUUUUUGUCCUGAUCAGACAGGGUGACAGACUUUAACCUGCUUUAUACUGACAGACACACAUCUUCCUGGAGAGGCGGGGCAGGGAGAGCGGCACGCCGCCACCACAGCUACACAAACAGAAAUAGAAAUGUGGGAGAAUUAUUUUUACUUGUGGUCUAGAUGCCUCAAGGAUGCGUCAAAAAGAAAAUAUGCAACGACUGCCAUGUCGCUUCCUCUGGACUGAUUGGCAAGAAAGCAUUCACCUCCUCAGUGGUGAGCUGAGGAAAAGCUCUCUGACGCACACGAAGAUCCUCUGAGGAUCGGUGGAGGUGGUGCUGCAGCUGAGACCAAACAAUCUCACACUGAAGCACCACACUGCAGACUCCUCCGGACCGCUGGAACGCAGCCCAAUGUGUGCAUUUCAGGAAAGAGCGGUGCGGUUUUUUUUACACAAUCCAACUCAACACUCACACAAAAAAAUCACAAGCUAGCAAUAGAAAGGACUAUUUUAAUGGUGACAACUAACAGCACAUUACUGACAAUAUACGACAUGUUUAACCUUAACAUGAUGUUAACAACUGUGUUCGCAGAGUUAAACAACCAGCAUUUACUAAUUGUCUGCUGCUGUGUGUUGCCCUUAGUGACCCCACUGCGCGCGUGCGAGCACGCACACACACGCGCUCACACACACAGUGUGUGUCUUACAGGAAGCAGCAGAGGUCAUUGACUGAAGUCACUGUAUGCAAAAUUUUAAUUUGCAAUUGUUUUGUUUUCUGAUUAAUUUAUAAUCCAGUUAGACAUUUUGUUGUUUAGCUUGAAAGACAGAUUUAUUUAUUUUCAGUUUUACGUCAUAUCACCGCCGGCAGAGCGUGAUUCAGUAUUAUUGUAAGGAAAUUAUGAUUUUUGUACCAAGAAGAUGCCCACUCCACUACUUUUUAUUUUGACAUGGUUUGUGUGUAAAAGCUUGUUUCUACUCUAUUGUGACAUUACAUUUCACCAGGGUGCCCACUAGUGGCAACCUUGUUGUUGAAUUUUCUAACAACUACAUUUUCCUGACCAAAGGGGUUUGCCCUUCAUCUGUAGAGAUGAACCACAGAUAUGAAUGACUGGGGACCUGGACAGAGGACAGACUAAAGAGGCCGUCUCCUCCUUCAUGUCCCUCACCAGCGUCUCUUAGGCUUUUUCUUUUUCAAAUGUUCUGUCGUGGACAGGCCUGGGUUGUUUUCUCAAUCAAAGAGAUGAAGUUUAUGGAAAUUAAUGAAAUUACACCAAGAAGACACCAUAAGGUGAUUUUUAUUUAUUUAUCGUCGCUCUGAGGGGGAGGGAUGGGGGUCCAGGGGGCAGAGACAACCUUUUUGAUGCUGCGCUCCCCUCAGUGUGAUGAAGUCAACGUGGAGGGAAGGGAUGUUCCUGGGAGUCAUUUGUGUAAAAUUAAAACAAUAAACUAAAAUUAUAAACUUUUUUCUGUUUUUGUAUUAAAAAAGUAUGCUUGCAAUAAAA
Molecule: messenger RNA, 26324 nt
Organism: Girardinichthys multiradiatus
Lineage: Eukaryota; Metazoa; Chordata; Actinopteri; Cyprinodontiformes; Goodeidae
Gene: macf1a
Product: microtubule actin crosslinking factor 1a
Exons: 108
Coding region: 667-24480 (7937 amino acids)
Biological process (GO): intermediate filament cytoskeleton organization; wound healing
Cellular component (GO): intermediate filament; membrane; cytoskeleton
Molecular function (GO): cadherin binding; calcium ion binding; microtubule binding
Source: RefSeq, a predicted model, not a curated record